AUGGGAAUACAAAGGAAGCCCCAAAGAAGUCUAAUGGAGUUGAUUGAGAAUCAGCCUGCGAAGAAUGCGUCGGGAAAAUCAACGCAAUCUCAGAUUCCUUCUCUUACCACCAGGUCUCCUCCUCUUGCUCCUCAUCAACCUCCCCAACCAGUCAGAGCUGAUGCUGCCGAGUUGAAAAGGCGCAGGGAGCAGAAAGGGAAAGACGUGGUGGAUGAUGGAAAGUCUCGUCCGACCCGCGAAGAAGAUGCUCAAUGGGCUGCAAAGCAGCAGAAGACUAGCCAUCCUCUUCAGCGAGGCCAGGAAAGGUUUGACAUUCAACCUCCUGAGCCUCAAGCCUGGCUGCCAGCACCCAUGCAUGGUGGGGAGCCCUUACGAGAUGAUGCGUCUAUUAGGGACUUCAAUGGUGGUGUUGGGUGUCAUAUAGCCUUGGCUAUAGAGGAGGCUUUGUCACUCCCAAAGGACAUGGUUAUCCAAAACACUUUUAAGCUGGAUGAGAUGCUCAAUAACUGCUACAAUCAGCUAGACGAUGAAAGGAAGAAACGGGCGUCGGCUGUACAAACUUUGACAGUAUCCAAGCAAGACUUGGUGAAUACGAAGAAGAAAUUAGCUGCUGAGGAGCAAGCUCGCAAAAGCGUUGACUCGACCUUGGAAGGCUUCCAAAAGCAAGCUGAGGCCCAGAGAAAGCGUUUAUGCGAAGCAAAUGAGGAAUUGAAGGCUGCCCGGGAGCAAGUGGCAGUUCUUAAAAAGCACCUGGAGAAAACCCAAAAGUUAAGGGAACAAGCUGAAAAGUCCAUGGAGGAAGCUGAGAGGGCAAAGGCCGAGGCCAAACAGGCAACGAAUGAGGCCGAACAAAAAGGCUACGAAAUCGGGGUGGCUGAGACGGAGGAGACACUAAGGGCAGAGGUGCCAAUGGUGUGCCGCAUUUACUGCGCCCAAACUUGGGAUGAAGCCCUUAACCGAGCUGGGGUUGAGGCUUCAUCCGAGUUAAGGAAGGCAGAGAAUGUGUUCUACCCUACAGUAAUCCGCACCUCGGCUCCUCCAUCCAGUCAAGCUGAAGACACUCCCUCAACCACUAAUCCUAAUCAGGAGGUUUUACCUCAAAAUCUUCCUCCUCCUAGUCAACCAGAACUAGCUAAAGAGACUAUUACCCCUCCAGAAGCCUCCUUGGACAAGACUGCAGCAGCUUCUGAGGCAGAGGUAGCCUCUCAAGGCUUUCAACAGGAUUUGGCUUCCACAGUCAUGCCAACUGGGGGAGCUACUAAGGACAUAGAAGGAGUCACUACCUCAGAGGCAGAUAAAUCAGCCAACCAAGCUCCCAAGCUCUAA
Quercus lobata is the source of this 1326-nucleotide messenger RNA. RefSeq names its product plectin-like. The transcript is spliced from 2 exons. The coding region runs from base 1 to 1326 and encodes 441 amino acids. NCBI's taxonomy places the organism in Eukaryota, Viridiplantae, Streptophyta, Magnoliopsida, Fagales, Fagaceae. The record is from RefSeq and is a predicted model, not a curated record.